Cylicostephanus goldi is the source of this 1149-nucleotide messenger RNA. The record is from the annotation of a GenBank genome assembly. Lineage: Eukaryota; Metazoa; Nematoda; Chromadorea; Rhabditida; Strongylidae.
UUGAUACAAAAAUUUUUCCAGGGUGAUUGGGAAUCCCGUCAUUUGAAGGAAAAAACUGAAUAUGAAGACGCUGUAAACAAACAGGAUGCAGUAGAAAAGGAACUAGAACUUUCGAAAGUCAAAUAUGAAACCGCACAGAAAAUCAUGGAAAUUUACAAACAACAAACCGACAAUUUGUUGGCGCUCUAUGACAAGCAGGACAAAAUGCUGAUUGGGAUAUUCGGAACGGACUAUGCAUCAGAGAAGGAAAACAUACUCGAAGGCGAGGUGGACGAGAUGAUGGAUUGGCAGCAACGAGUAGCGUUGGCAAUGUUUAAAUGGGCAAAUGGCAGGGUUCUGUUGGUUCAUGCGCUCACUCAAAUCACUUUUGGCAUCAAUCGAUGGCAGGAUAUCAAGAAAAUCGAAGAAAGCAACACCCGUGCAAGAUACUUCGCAGCUGCUGAAGCAAGAAAUAAUUUCAUCGCUGCAGCGCAAAAUGUACAAUCAUGCCGAAUGUACCUAAAUAAGGUGGAAUUUCCUUACGCAACCGAGGAAGAGAUUCUCCUGAUGGAGGACACGGCUACAAAUGCAUUCAAAAAUGUGCAAGACGAAUCGGCUGUGAAAAAGGCACUGAAAGUUUUCCAAGAUACACAGCAAAAAGUUGCACGACUCAUACAAUGGUUUGACAAGGUGAUUAACGACACCAUACGCAAAGAUUUGGAUCAAGCGAAUAACGCGGUCAUCAAGAAGCAGAAAGCUCUACGAGAAGAACGAUUAGCCUUGAUGAAGAAAAAGGUAUCCAAAGAGCUUGGCCAUAACAUGGAAUUUGAAUAUGAUUCCAUUUCUGAUGACGAGCUAGAGAAAGAACUAAAAUCGCUGGAAGAUGAAGCCAUCAAGGGAAUGAAACAAGUGAAGAACAAAAAGAUUACGGAAAUCCUUAGCUAUGGUCCUCAAGAGCAGGGAUCACUUCCUCUCAACAAAUUGGCGCCAAUCCCAAGCAAAGAUGCUCUUUUCGGCGAUGUAAAACAGAAACUGGACGAACUCGACACCACAAGAAAAGAAUUCGUCAAGCGAAACUACAUCCAACGUGAAAAACAAGCCAUGGCCAUACAGGAGAAACUAAAAAUGAGACAACAGAAGAGUCGAAGAACUCGAAAAGAACGUCGUGCG